Messenger RNA from Penaeus vannamei (Pacific white shrimp), 1405 nucleotides. Its product is annotated as transcriptional repressor protein YY1-like. Gene Ontology annotation, molecular function: RNA polymerase II cis-regulatory region sequence-specific DNA binding; DNA-binding transcription factor activity, RNA polymerase II-specific. NCBI's taxonomy places the organism in Eukaryota, Metazoa, Arthropoda, Malacostraca, Decapoda, Penaeidae. The record is from RefSeq and is a predicted model, not a curated record. Gene Ontology annotation, cellular component: transcription regulator complex; PcG protein complex; chromatin. Gene Ontology annotation, biological process: regulation of transcription by RNA polymerase II.
GGCCGAGCUCCUGAGUUGAGAAUGGACAAGUGGCAGAGGUGCAGACGAGGCUAAAUUGGUGGCGGUUCGUUCCUUGUGAAAAAUGGCUUCCUCCGACUUUGUGACGGAGGUGGAGGUCCAGCCAGAGAUACAGGAGGUUGAGAUCGAAGCUAUACCGGUAGACGUGCCAGUGGAAACGAUAGAGACUUAUGACGGACAGCCGAUAAUAGCGCUCCAACAGUUGCCCGAACCAGGACGUGAGGAAAUUAUAUUCCAAACCCAGGAAGAAGUUGUUGGUGAACAGGAAAUCCCCUAUGAAAUCCCCGUGCCCGUGGAACAUGAUGUGUGUGUCGAGUCCUCGCCAGGUCCCUCGAAGAAGAACCAGAGAAAAGGACAGAAGAGGAGACGAGAUAUGGACGAGUUCACCUCGGUCUCCGUCGGACAUAAAUGGGAACAGAAACAAGUCCAGAUCAAGACCCUCGAGGGAGAAUUUUCCGUGACGAUGUGGUCUUCGGGCGUAGACGAAGAUGACCUCAGUAACCCAGAACCAGAUCCAGAUUACACAGAGUACAUGGCAGGCUCGAAUAAGAAGCUAGCGGGUAUACCUGGCGUUGACCUCUCAGACCCCAAACAACUUGCCGAAUUUGCGAAGAUAAAGCCAAAGAAAUCUAGUAGCGAUGACAUUGCAAGAACUAUUGCCUGUCCGCAUAAGGGUUGCAACAAAAUGUUCCGUGAUAAUUCAGCAAUGCGUAAACAUCUACAUACACAUGGUCCAAGAGUACAUGUAUGUGCGGAGUGUGGGAGCUUUGUGGAAUCUUCUAAACUUAAAAGACAUCAGCUGGUGCACACAGGAGAGAAACCGUUUCAGUGUACUUUUGAGGGAUGCGGCAAGAGAUUCUCUCUGGAUUUCAAUCUACGAACACAUGUACGGAUUCAUACGGGAGAUAGGCCGUAUGUUUGUCCAUUUGAUGGCUGUAAUAAGAAAUUUGCUCAGAGUACUAAUCUCAAGUCACACAUCCUCACCCAUGCCAAAGCAAAAAAUAAUAUGCGAGGAGCACCAAGAAACACCCAGUAUGAAACAGAUUACAACUCGACGCAACAGUAUGUUCAGGUGGAGAUGCCGUCGCCAGAUGACCAACAGUUUGUUAUCUAUUCAAGCUAAAUAUUAUCCAAGUUUUAGUGGUAUUGACUAGAGACAAAAUGUUUGGUGUUACACCAGUGUAUUUUUUAUGCCAAUAACAUUUCCUGGAGUUGCCGGUGGUUGCAGACUAGAAAACAUACCAUACCUAUUUAGGUGUACAUUUUGAACAUGUGGAAAGAGAUGUUAUAUUUAAGAAGUGCUUUAUGAUGAGAUGUGUAUGAUAUACGUAAUUGGAGACAACUCAUUCUUCACAAUGAGAGUGAUUUAAUAAAGAAUUAACCAAGA